CAAGAUGUAAAUCAAGAGUCGUACUGUAGUCCGGCAUCAUUGGCGAGUUUUGAUUGUUCCGCGGCCAUUGGCCCAGCCGGGUCAGGGCACAACGGUACAAUAGCCAUGGCGCAGUCCAAGACAGGAGUUGUGGUGAAGAACACGUUUCUGGAGGUUGGAGACCACAUGCCGCCAAUUUCCGAUUGGCGCAGACAAAUGUCCGAGCCAGUGAAAAUCUACACUAGCCAAGUGGACGACUUUGAGGAUGACUUCGCGGAAGAGGCACAGGCUCCGGAGAUGCCGCCCUUGCCGUUUUCUUUGGCGCCGCCUGCUGGGUCGACACAUGUGCCUGGACAGAUUCCUAUGGCCGCUGCGCCUGUCCCCACCCUUGAGGCACAGCCGUACGGACUGCGGCAGGGCGGCCGAGAGCAGGGCAGGCGAGAGCUUCGGAGUGGCAGCGGCAUCAACUCGCUGAAAAACAACGACAUCACGAGCAAGGAGCCGCCUUGGAACGAUGUGACCACUGUCAUGAUGCGGAACCUGCCGAACAAGUAUCGGCAGCAAAUGCUGCUGGACGAGCUGGCAGAUGCAGGGUUUCGAGCCCAGUCUGAUUUCGACUUUUUUUACCUUCCGAUGGACCACAGCAACGCUGCGAACCUCGGAUACUGUUUCAUUAAUUUCACUGAGCCGGCCUUGGCCAACUCCUUCGCAGCUGCCUUCCAGGGCAAGAAGAUGCGCCGCUUUAACUCGCAUAAGACUGUGGUUGUAAUGCCUGCAUCAAUCCAGGGAUACGAGAGGAACUACAAGUACUACUCCUCAACCAGAGUGGCUCAGGCAGAGGACCCAGCCUAUCGGCCCCUAUUUCUGAGACAUGAUCUAGAGGCUUCGGCGCAGGACAGGAAAGGCUCUGGACGAGGUAAAGGAGCAGAGAAAGGAGGCAAAGGCGGAAAGAAAGGCUCCAAGGACAAGGGAAGCAAAGGUUCUGAUGGCAAAGGAGUGGAGGCCUUCUCCCAAUUGGCCUUCAUGGGCCUGGAAUCGGGUCCACAGGGCGACUGGACUAUGGCUGGGGAUCAAAUGCCUUGGCAGCAAGUGCAAGCUCCUGUCAUGCAAGCGCCGUUCCAGGCCCAGGGCGGCAAGAGCGGGAACUCUGUCACCUGCAUGAACUGUGGCAACAUGUGCAACAGUGAGCACAGGUUCUGCUCCGGCUGCGGUAAUCCAGUGCAGAAGAGCCCAGGUGGUGCUACUGCUGGUGGCAACACAGGCCCCAAGGGUGGCUCCUGCGGAGGACAACCCAUGAACGGCAUGGUCAUGGGAUGUGGACCCAUCUGGGGCUGUGGCGGCUGCUGCGGGGGCUGCGGCUGCUGUGGAGGUUGCUGUGGCUGCGGGCCUUGUGGCGCCCAGGGCUGCGCGGCUUUAAGUGCAAUGAACAUGCGGGCGGAUGCUCCCACCUUUAUGCCGCACAUGGCCGAGGAGGGUGGCAAGCAGAACCAGCCGGUCAACAACCAGUUGCCGGACUCAGUGAGCAAUGAGCUGGACGUGAUGCGUGGACGUUUGAUGCUGAUUGCAGCGCUGAAGGACAUUGAGCAAAGAGAUGCGGACACCCCGGCAAAAGACAGUAGCGUAGCCUGGUUGGCUUGAGCCAAGCUGACUGCAGCGGAGUCUGGCUGGCCUGUGCUUUGGUGCAACGUAAGGAAAUAGCCUUGCUGAACAAGCUCAAAGAUUGUGCUGCAAAAAGUGGCGUCGAAUUGCCAACAGACGAAAUCUCUACGCCAUGGCGCGUGGCGACUGUCACAUGACAGCACCAAUGGGACACAUGUCUGGGCUGAGAGCAAUCAAUC
Molecule: messenger RNA, 1817 nt
Organism: Effrenium voratum
Lineage: Eukaryota; Dinophyceae; Suessiales; Symbiodiniaceae
Source: the annotation of a GenBank genome assembly